GAGUCAUGGUGGAUAUCAGACUGGAAAUUGAAUGAAUUAAAUAUGGUGCAUCAGCCAUACAUGUAAAUUAAGUAAACAAUGCACUAUCAUGGACAAAUAUGCAAGAACGCUUCCAACGCCAAGAACAAGGAAGGGCCAAAACAUGAGCACAUAACAAUAUUUGAGUUUGGAGAACAUGCUCCAGCAAACAUUGCUACCUCUUGCAAGUUGAAGUACUAUAAUUGAGUCAACCUGUCCCCUACAGUGGCAGUUCUGAUGCCGCCAGUCUAGCAGUGGGAACAGGAGGGUGAGAUUUUUGAUGAAGCUCAGCCAUGAAACAGUCACCAUAGAAUUGAAAAAUGGAACUCUGGUUCAUGGAACAAUUACAGGUGUGGAUGUGGCGAUGAACACGCACUUGAAGGCGGUAAAGAUGACGCUGAAGAACCGGGAACCGGUUCAGCUUGACUCUCUCAGCAUCCGCGGCAACAACAUCCGCUACUACAUUCUACCGGACUCGCUGCCGCUGGAGACGCUGCUCAUCGACGACACGCCCAAGAUGCGUUCGCGGCGCGCCGACCGCGGCGGACGGGGCGGACCCCGUGGCCGCGGCCGGGGCGGGCCGCGCGGCCGCGGCGGCCGGGGCGGUCCGCGAGGGCGGGGCCGCGCCCGCCGCUAGUCCCGCCCCCCAGCGCCGUCCACCAAUCAUCGUCACCGUCGCCUCGCCAUUCAGUAUCGCCCGCCCGGUCGGCCGUGGCUGCAGCGCGCGGGCCUCCGCGACCGGCGCCCCAGUUCCGCGCGCCGUGUACUCCCCGCUUGCGCCGUAACGUGAGUCCCCUCCACGGAAAUCCAGGAACGGGCCCGCGCGCAUCCUGGAGUGGGCGGGAAACUAGAGAGAUGGGCAGGAUGCGCGCGCGGCUCGCCGGCGGACAGAUCAGGGAUCGCUGAUGACGGGUGCGUCACGUCCGAAUACAUGGAGGGAAA
This is a messenger RNA of Pollicipes pollicipes, 960 nucleotides long. Its product is annotated as small nuclear ribonucleoprotein Sm D1. Bases 299 to 655 code for a protein of 118 amino acids. Gene Ontology annotation, biological process: RNA processing; spliceosomal snRNP assembly. The record is from RefSeq and is a predicted model, not a curated record. NCBI's taxonomy places the organism in Eukaryota, Metazoa, Arthropoda, Thecostraca, Pollicipedomorpha, Pollicipedidae. The transcript has 4 exons. Gene Ontology annotation, molecular function: RNA binding.